GUCAAAAUCAGCUGUAGCUGUCAAUUUUAUAAACACAUGUAUAUAUUUUCAUAGGAGGUGAAUGCUUUAAAGUAAUUGAUAGAUAAUUUAUACCUAAUGGAUGAUAAUAAUUUGGAAUAUUGCUUAGAGCUAUCCGAAGAUCCUAUUCGAUUUGAAGCAGUCAAUCAGUUAACGAAUGUUUUUUUUGAUGAUUCAAAUAAAGAUGUCUUCGCUGUACGAUCUGGAGGAGUUAUGGGAGUCGUUGUCAAAAAUGCUGAUCAUAAGUCCCAAUCGCUAGACUUCAGGAUGGAAGAUCAUGGACCUGUUUUAUCAAUAAAAUUUUCUCCAGAUCACCAAAUUCUUGCUGUUCAAAGAGCUAGCAAUUCCGUAGAAUUCAUGAAUUUCAAUGGAACAAAUUUAGAUACAGAAUACUCGCAAACUUGUAAAAAAAGCUCUAACAUUCUCGGAUUCAUUUGGUCCCAAAAAAAUGAGGUAGCUUUUAUAACAGAUCAUGGGAUUGAAUUGUAUAUGGUUAUACCAGAUAAGAAAUCUUUGAAGCAUUUAAAAACUACGAGUGCCAUUGUUCAAUGGUUUGUUUGGUGUAAUGUUAAUAAAAUUGCCCUUCUAGCUUCUGCUCAUGGCUCUAACCUGUUACCUGUUGUGAUUAAACAAGGAACAAUUAACAAAUUAGCGAAAGUUGAUACUGAACCAAGUCGAAUGGCCCUAGAACGGGAUAUUACUCUUGCUAUUCUAUAUGGUACAUCUGCAGUUUUAAUAUUAAGACAUCAAAACGGACCAAAUACUGCAGAAGUACACAUACACACUUUAAAUGGACCAGGUCAGUCUCCAGUAAAGUCUCAUGUAUUAAAACUGGGAUUAUCUGGAAGAUUUGCAAUCAAUAUUGAAGAUGACAUUAUUUUGGUACACCAUCAGGCGUCAAGAAGCUCUGUGAUAUUCGAUAUUUCGUUACCAAGUGAAAGUGACGGUACUGUACAAUAUCACUCUCCGAUCACAGCUGCCAAAUCGAUGAGACCUGCCAGGUUAACCUUACCAGGUCUUUUAGAACCGGAAACUCAUUUAUGUGAACUUUAUUCACCUAAUUGGGUGGUUUUUCAACCGAAUAUUAUAAUAGAUGCCAAAUUGGGAUGUUUGUGGCAUAUACAAUUAUGUCUGUCAGAAUUAUGUCAACAAAUAAUCGAUUUACGAGUUUGUACAAAUGUGAUGUUGAAUAGAACCCAUGGCAAAACUGUAUUAUUGAGAGUGCUGAUGGACUACAUAAAUCAAGAUAUACUGAAAUUAGAUAAAAUUCAAGAAGCAUUCACUCUGAUCAAUGCAAUUUAUCGAGAUUAUAUGGAAGUGGAACAGCAACCUAAUAUAGUUAGUGGGUUUAAUGUUUCUGUAACAUCUCAACGGAGAAAUCUCAAACAACCAAGGGUACUAAUCACCCAAGACGAUAUGAUGAAUGAAGUAUUCCAAAAAUUGGAUCCCGAAAAGGAUAUAUCGAAAUUAGAAUGGCUCUUAGUUAGUUAUUUAACCUCACUUUCACAAUGUAAUAUACCCGCCCAAUAUAGUUUGAAUGAACUUCUAGUCACUUGUCUUGCUAGACAACAAAAAUUUACAGUCCUACAACAAAUGCUGCAAUACGGCGUGAUAGCCGAUUCGAAACCAUUAGCUUGUUUAUUGUUAUCAUUGGGUAAUAUGCAUUCAUCUACCUCACAGAUGGCAUUGGAUAUGCUCUGUAGACUAGAAGCUAAAGAAGAAAUUCAAGAAGUACUUUUUAGCGAAGGAUUACUUCUUCUGGCUUUGAAAUUGGCAGAUAAAAAUGCCAAUCCGAGGAAAUUUUUAACGGCCGCUGAAAAUUCAAACGACGUAACACUUUUGCACAGUGUACUUAUUUAUUUGAAAAAUAAUCCCGAUUAUGCCACCGCCUUCGAAAAAGAUGAACGAUUAAACAAAUUUAUUCAUCAAUACAACAUUGUAUUUGACAAUCACAACAAUAGCACCAAUAUCAAGGAACAAUAAGACAAAAGAAGACUCCAGUAAACACUAUUCUAAUGUGGUUUUAGACGAUUAUAGCAAGAUGAAAUGUCGUUUCUGUUAUUUGUCAAUAACAAACACCAUUUUGAUUCUAUAUAUAUUGUUAAAAAUGUCAAGUAAAAUGACAUUGACAGUGUUACAUAAAUACGAUUUUAGGAGAUAAAAAAAAUGGACCACCCCGUGUAUUAAUACAUUUUCUUAAUGUGUUUUGUAAAGAAUUGAAAAUGUUUCUUUUCUGAAUCAAAAUUUGUGAAUUAGAAAAUAAUAAUAAUUGAUAUUAAAUUGAAAAAUGGAAAAGAAUCGAAUCAAGUCUGAUAAGUGGCUAUUUGAUAUUAUUAAUAUCUAUACUAUAAUACUAUACUUAUAUAAGAUUUUAUAUUUUUGUGCUGUGAUUGUUAGAUUAAAAUAAACUCUGUGUUAGGUAUCAAAA
Messenger RNA from Diorhabda sublineata, 2446 nucleotides. It is a transcript of the gene Bulli, whose product is annotated as regulator of MON1-CCZ1 complex. Gene Ontology annotation, molecular function: protein binding. The transcript is spliced from 8 exons. Bases 97 to 2001 code for a protein of 634 amino acids. Gene Ontology annotation, biological process: regulation of autophagy. Gene Ontology annotation, cellular component: Mon1-Ccz1 complex; lysosomal membrane; late endosome membrane. The record is from RefSeq and is a predicted model, not a curated record. NCBI's taxonomy places the organism in Eukaryota, Metazoa, Arthropoda, Insecta, Coleoptera, Chrysomelidae.